GAGGGGGGGUUGAGGGGACGUGUAGGAGGAGACUUGACUUGCUUCAGAAGGGAAUAGGAGCCGGAGCGCAAUUCCAAAACAGCUGUCCGGCAGACGUCCCAGUCGACAGAAGUGCAGCCCCGAGGCAGAGACAGGAGGCAGGGCAGUGUCAACAUGCCACAGGAGCAGCAAAGCAGCCACUGAACACACACAUACAGACACACAUCAACCUGGGGCUGCAGCAUUCGGGAGAGCACCAGGAACCUGAGGAAGGAUCAAGAUCUGCCCAUCGGAAUAUCUGAGGAAAGUGGCCAUUUGACCUUUCUACAUCGUCGGACAUCACCAGUCCUGCUUGGAAUCCCAUUUCCUGAUCGAUGCUGCAAUUGCUGAAAUUAUUUUUGGAGUCCUGCAUGACCGGUGUGUUACUGAGAAUGUAACUCGAGCUUCUCCCCUGGGGAACUGUAACGUCCAGAACUUAUAGAGCACUUCCGACUUUUCUAUCCUGCAUAUCUGAGACCUCUUCCGCAGUUACAGCCAUGCCAGCAAAAGCGCCCAUAUACCUGAAACCCAACAAUAAUAAGAAGGGAAAGAAAUGUCGCCUCAGAGAUAUUUUGUCCCCAGACAUGAUCAGUCCACCGCUUGGGGACUUUCGCCACACCAUCCACAUUGGCAAGGGUGGGGAGAGAGAUGCCUUCGGAGACAUGUCUUUCCUCCAGGGAAAGUAUGAACUCCUACCCGGGAAGGGGGACGUCCAUCCUCAGUAUGGCAUCCAAAGUGAGUUUCUGAGAGCUAACAGCACCGGUGAUGCUUCCUUUGCCGAAACCCCUUCUCCGGUGCUCAAGAACGCCAUCUCCCUCCCAACUAUUGGUGGUUGCCAGGCACUUACCUUGCCCCUGAUCUCCUCCACUGUGUUCUCCAUGCCUCCGGAGCCGUUGGAGGACAUCAUUGGGCCUACAGCUCCCAUGAAACCUGACAGCACAGAGGAGGUAGAGAUCCUGCAGAUGGAUGCUUUGUUGCGCUCCAUGGACGUCUUCAGCAGCGAGCCUUCGUCUCCCUCCAAGGAUAUCCAGUCGAAGCCUGACGUCCUCCUGGAUCUGCUUGAAAACACAGAUAAGUCCACCUCUAAGGCAGUUGCCAAAGUGAACAAAAUAAACAAGAGUGAAACCAGGUUUGACAAGCCAUCAUCCUAUUAUAUCAACGGUCACAGCAACAGCACCUUCAAAGCCAAUGGAAGCCUGAACAGCAACACAAGCAGCGACAGCUUUGACAGCUUUAUCGGUAAAGGGGACUUCCAGAACAAGAUCUGCAAUGGCAGCCUCAAUGGCAAUGGCAACUGCAAUGGUUAUGGACAUUACAACAAUGACAUUACUAUGGGCUUCAAGCAGGAGCUCUCAAAGUGCAAUGGAGAGUGGGUGGACAGGGACAGUGGGGUGGAGGAGGGCCGCAUCUGUGAUUUUGAGUUUGAGUUUUCCAAGGAGAAGAGCACGUCACAGGAUUCCCUCGCCCAGAUCACGGGGUCAUUCCUCUCCCUUGAACUUGAUCUGGGCCCAUCCAUCCUGGACGAUGUGCUCAACAUAAUGGAUAAACCCGCAGUGAAGAGCAGGCCUUGAGCUGCGCUGAGGCCCCAAGAGGAGAAAGGGAAUUAUUAAACUAUAGCCAUGAGGAGAGAAAGACUCAAAAAGCAAUCAAAAUGGUGUCUGGAUAUAUCAUUGAGAUGAAAAUGAGCUACAAUAGACAGAGCUGCUUAUGUUUUUAUUGUCAAAACAUAUAACUAUUCUAGCUUCUAUGGAGUGUUGAUUCUUCUUCUUUUUUGUUUGCCAUGCCAGCUGCAUGUUUAAAAUGCAUGUACUAUUGAGUUACAGCUAAAACACAGCCAUCGUGCCUUUGACUGUAAAAAUGCUACAUGAUAGAUUUGUGUUCUUAGGUUGACUCCCACAGCAUAUACAUAAUAACUUUGAGGUCCUUUUGCUUUUUUUUUUUUACACAGUGUUAAACAUAUUGCAUUUUGUGACUUUAAGUGUGUUUAACAAAGCUUUCUUUUGUUUGUCACAUAAUUCAUUUGCCACAUGACUAUUUCAAACAACAGAACACUAUGCAUAUUUGUGUUUUUAAAGUUUUAACACAAAUAAAUUACUUUUGUCCUA
This is a messenger RNA of Morone saxatilis (striped sea-bass), 2123 nucleotides long. RefSeq names its product CDC42 effector protein (Rho GTPase binding) 3 (gene cdc42ep3). The transcript has 2 exons. NCBI's taxonomy places the organism in Eukaryota, Metazoa, Chordata, Actinopteri, Moronidae. Bases 516 to 1589 code for a protein of 357 amino acids. The record is from RefSeq and is a predicted model, not a curated record.